GGGGCGGUGCGACCGCGGCGGGAACAUGGCGGCGGCUUGGCUCUGCACAGUCAGGACUAAACUCUGCAUGGCACCAGCUUUUGGGAGGUGUCUACAGAAGGAGCUCUGGACAAGGUCAUGGAGAAGGGGAGAUGCUCGCCCGCCCUGGACUUUUGGUACAUGGGAGUGUUUGCAGCCACAAAACCAGCAAGUCAGUGGUGUUACCAGUUACCUCAGGACACAGUCUGUGUGUCUGUCCCAUUUGGCCGCUGCUGCUGCGGUCCAGCAGAAGGCUGUGGAUGGGAGGACAGAAGAGUUCAAACUGGUCUACAGGUUUCCAGGGAUAAAGUACUGCAGGGUCGUGUCCAGGCUGAAGCUGUUGCAGACUGCCACCACCAUGGUCACGCUGCCUCCCAUCUGGUACCUCUACCUGCAGAACCAGGUGUCUCAGAAUAUCUUCUUAUACACAACUGGCCUUGCAGUCUUUGCUGGUGCAAUGUUGUAUAGUAUGAGUUACUUUUUUAGAAGAAUUAUUGGAUUCAUCUACUUGAGUGAAACUGGCCAGACUGUCAGAGUGGCCCACUUGACGUUCUGGGGAAGACGGAAUGACAUUUACUGUCCCAUAGAGACAGUGGUGACUUUGGAUGAAGUUGGAGACAGCAAGGAGGAGCUGCUUCUCCAGUUCAAACGGUAUAACAGCCCAGACAUUUUAUAUUUCACAGUUAAGUAUGGACAGAUUGUAGACAGAGAGAAGUUUACUCAAAUAUUUGGAGAACUUGUGUGAUACAGCAGCUCAUUUCCAGUGAUUUUCCAUGUUUCAUGUUCAUUGUGCUUGUUGUUCCAUGAGGUUUAAUGAGCUUACCACACUGACACCCCUCUCCUUUUCCUAUGCAAAACCUGCUGUAAGUGCACCCAGCAUAGAAAGUCACAGUGAUAAAGAAUAAUCCACUGGAUUAAAUGUCUUUGCGGCUUG
This is a messenger RNA of Empidonax traillii (willow flycatcher), 952 nucleotides long. It is a transcript of the gene TMEM186, whose product is annotated as transmembrane protein 186. Lineage: Eukaryota; Metazoa; Chordata; Aves; Passeriformes; Tyrannidae. Bases 26 to 763 code for a protein of 245 amino acids. The record is from RefSeq and is a predicted model, not a curated record. The transcript has 2 exons. Gene Ontology annotation, cellular component: mitochondrion.